Messenger RNA from Aegilops tauschii subsp. strangulata, 967 nucleotides. NCBI's taxonomy places the organism in Eukaryota, Viridiplantae, Streptophyta, Magnoliopsida, Poales, Poaceae. The record is from RefSeq and is a predicted model, not a curated record.
CGUCGCUGAAUCCCCAUGACUCCUUCCCUUCGCUUCUCAUUUUGCCUACCUAUCCCACUACCAUGUUCGGUGAGAACGAUGGCGACGGUGUAAGCCCGGUCCUGUAUUUGAAGAUAUUCGACAGCUUCGACAAGGAGAUUUCUCCUCGGCUCAAGGACAGCAUCAAGAGUGUGAUGAAUGAGGAAACGAAGAAGGUCAAGGGGUUCCCGGGGGACAACAACGUGCCCUACACAGAGAGGCUGAAAAUCCUGGCCGGCAUUAUAAACCCUGAAGACCUGCAGCUCGGCACCCUGAAGACCUUCAGAAGCCAGUGUUGUCUAGAUCCUAGCACAAGUUCUACAAGGGAUCCAUCAUCAGCAUCGUUCAUUGAUUCAGAUCCAUUGUGCCAUUGGAAUGACUUGGAUUCUGCCGUUGUCACCAGCCCGAGGUUGGUUUUACGUUUCUUAUUGGAAGAGUGAGAUGCCCAGGAUAGAAUCCAGUUUGUAUCAAUGCCUCAUUGGUAAGCAUGCUCAGGUUUAAUGUUACUGCAAUUUCCUCCCUAAUUUCAGCCUUAGGAACUAUACCAGAUCAUCAUAAGGGUGUGUGAACUCGCACCUGGUCUUGAUGCUAUUUUUGCUGCAUGGUAGUCAUUAUUUUCUUAUGUCUUGCCAGAUGACCUCUUAAGUUCCUAUUUUAUUUUAUUUCUCUUAAGAGUGGUGUCUCUUGCAGAAUAGAAUCAUGUAGAUUCGGCUUCAUACAAGCUUCAUAAAGAAAUAGUUUUAAGGGAGGACUUCAAAGAGUAUUUUGCCAAAUUUGGUAAAGUGCGGGCAAUACAAAAGGUAGGAAGACCAUAUGAAGACCAAUACAAAUAGGAGGAUGCAUGAGCUUCAGAUAUGAUUGAAUUCAGUCAGAAGAUGGAGACUUGAAGGAGGAAUUAGUGGAGAAUGGGAAGGUGGAUAGAACAUGGGAACCAAUCAAAUACGUGUAG